GCAAAGAACUUACUUUGUGGAUAAAUCCGGGAAGCAUAUCUUGGCCACUGACCGUCGGUAUUCCUGGCUAGGGGAGGUCUAGCCCCUCUGGGGCGGGGCCGGAAGUGACGCAGGCCCUUAGCGGAGCCGGGAGUGUGUGGCUGCCGAAGGAUUGCGAGCUCCCGCGUGCGCCCAGUUCCCGGCCGGCCGGAGCCUUCGGCUUGCCUGACUCCGGAGGACACUGGCAGCAGUCCCCGGCCUACUUACCGCGCACAGCCAUGUCUGGUAACGGCGACGCGGCCGCAACGGCGGAAGAAAACAGCUCAAAGAUGAGAGUGAUUCGCGUGGGUACCCGCAAGAGCCAGGAUCUCCCUGACCCUGUGAGGGUCUGACCUUAGGGUGGUGGCCAGAGGACCGGACUAACCUGAAUUUCUACCCCCAGCUGGCCCGCAUACAGACGGACAGUGUGGUGGCAACGCUGAAAGCCUUAUACCCAGGCCUGCAGUUUGAAAUCAUUGCUAUGUCCACCACAGGAGACAAGAUUCUUGAUACCGCUCUCUCUAAGAUUGGAGAGAAGAGCCUGUUUACCAAGGAGCUGGAACUCGCGCUGGAGAGGAAUGAAGUGGACCUGGUUGUUCACUCCCUGAAGGACCUGCCCACGGUGCUUCCUCCUGGCUUCACCAUUGGAGCCAUCUGCAAGCGGGAGAGCCCCUAUGAUGCUGUGGUCUUUCACCCAAAAUUUGUUGGGAAGACCCUAGAAACCUUGCCAGAGAAGAGCGUGGUGGGAACUAGCUCCCUGCGGAGAGCGGCCCAGCUGCAGAGAAAGUUCCCACAUCUGGAGUUCAAGAGUAUUCGGGGAAACCUCAACACACGGCUUCGGAAGCUGGAUGAGCUGCAGGAGUUCAGUGCCAUCAUCCUGGCCGCAGCUGGCCUGCAGCGCAUGGGCUGGCAGAACCGGGUGGGGCAGAUCCUGCACCCUGAGGAGUGCAUGUAUGCUGUGGGUCAGGGGGCUCUGGGAGUGGAAGUUCGAGCCAAGGACCAGGACAUCUUGGAUCUGGUGGGUGUGUUGCAUGAUCCUGAGACUUUGCUUCGCUGCAUUGCUGAACGGGCCUUCCUGAGGCACCUGGAAGGAGGCUGCAGUGUGCCAGUGGCAGUGCAUACAGCUAUGAAGGAUGGGCAACUAUACCUGACUGGAGGAGUCUGGAGUCUGAAUGGCGCAGAUAGCAUGCAAGAGACCAUGCAGGCCACCAUCCACGUCCCUGCCCAGCAUGAAGAUGGCCCUGAGGAUGAUCCACAGCUGGUGGGCAUCACUGCCCGGAACAUUCCACGACGAGCCCAGCUGGCUGCUGAGAGCCUGGGCAUCAGCCUGGCCACCUUGUUGCUGAACAAAGGAGCCAAGAACAUCUUGGAUGUUGCACGGCAGCUCAAUGAUGCCCACUAACUGGUCUGUGGGGCACAGGUGCCUGGGUUGCUGGUGCCCCGUGCCUACAUCCCAGCUUCAGUCUCUGUUACCUUGGGGGUGAUUCCCAGGGAUGGAACUGCAGGGGCGGAGACUUAGAGACUUGUCUCAACUUGGGGCCUUGGUGAUGCCUUGUCUCCUCAGUAGGUGGAGGCUUAGUCUCUAGAGAAAAAACAUCUAACAAGCCACAGCCUUUGAAUGUAACCAGCUCUACUAAUAAACUAGAUUUGAAGGUGGCUUUGUUUUUGAUGGGGUUGCAGGAAAGAAAGAUAAGGACAAACGCAAGACCCUUUGCUCCUUACCUCAGAGGCUAAGACCCCUGGUCCAAAGUUCUCCUGGAAUACAUUGCCUUCUGUUUCUGUCUCAGUAGUUCUGACAGAAUAAAUUGUCUCCCAGGGAACACCAAGAAAGAACCAUAAUCUUAUAAUCUACGAUUUGCCGCUCCAGUUAACGGUAAAGCCUUUGUAUCAGAUAGCUCCCCUCCCCCACUACCUUUAGGAAUCUACAGUCAUCGAUCCUACAACCCGUCUGCAAAAUGAAGAGACACCUCACUGUUUAAAAAAGAAAAUCCUUUAAUAAACAAAAUUAGUCCAUCUGAAACUCCCCAAUACCUAAAGUACUGUCUUGGAUGGGUUAGCUGCAGAAUUCCAGUUCCGAGGCCAACGGCGACUCAGUCCAGAUGGGGAUUAACGGACUAGUGCUGGUAUCUAGG
Delphinapterus leucas (beluga whale) is the source of this 2150-nucleotide messenger RNA. It is a transcript of the gene HMBS, whose product is annotated as hydroxymethylbilane synthase. Gene Ontology annotation, cellular component: cytoplasm. NCBI's taxonomy places the organism in Eukaryota, Metazoa, Chordata, Mammalia, Artiodactyla, Monodontidae. The record is from RefSeq and is a predicted model, not a curated record. Gene Ontology annotation, molecular function: hydroxymethylbilane synthase activity. Gene Ontology annotation, biological process: heme biosynthetic process.